AUGGAUAACUUACUUGGCCAAGGCCCGUGUAUGGUUUGUGAAGAGUAUUUAGAGAAGAUUAUCACAGACCCACCACGGCGUAACCGUAAUUCUCUUUUAGAUGGUUUAACUGUUCUUCCGACCGUAAUAUCGAGUCUUAUACAAAACAUUCCCAUGCCCUGGGAGUCCAGCAAGAAGAUGCUUUGUUACUACAGCACAGAUGGUAUCAUUUGUAGUCUUAAAGGCAAACAUUCCGAAGAUGAGGUCAAUUAUCUCUGCCACUGGGCCUCUUCAGUCAUAGCACUGGAAAUGAACAUUGACAUUCCACCCCACCCCAAAAAGUGGUCUAUUCCUGAGUAUCUAUCACUCCAAGCCCAGCUAAACCUGCCCAAAAAGACACCUGUUCGCUCAAACUCCACUAACUCUACCAAUCACACUAACCACACCAGCUCUACCAACCACACUAACGCAACAACAACCUCAAAACCAACCCAAUCUAUCACCAACGACCUUAUUCCUAAUCCCCGUCGAGUUCUUCUUAGAGAGUCUAUUUCGUUUCUACCUAAAGAAAAGCCUCCUAAGAAGGUCAAAUCAGUCCCAUCCCCAUACUCCGAUUGGAAACUGCUUAUGAAUACCGCUAGUUCCACUACUUCGGCCCCUACCAAGCAACCCGCUUCACUCAAAAAGGACUUUUGCUCAACCAUGGAGUGGACCAAGCUAGCCCGUCUGGUCGUCAUUCUUGGCCGCCGCGUGCUUAGUUAUGUCUUAGAAGAGCGCAAAAUCAAGUAUUGUGACAUCAAAAAGAACAAACAACCAUCUCCCAAAAGAAAGAUAAGCACUAAAGAAAAGAAAAAGAGUCGAAUGGGUCAAUCUUAUCAUGUUCUCCGAGAAAUACUCACUUUAUUAGACCGAAUAGUCGCACUCUUUGAAGACCACCAGGCCCAUACCAUUUCCAAGACAGAUCUUAUGCAAGGCCUGUUCCAAGAGUUCUCAUCAGUCGGUACUACAACAGGCAUCUACCGCUAUAAAUAUUCAGUCGUCAAGCAGAUUGCACAGACUAAUCGGAUCACCAAAAUCCUCAGCCAAUCCCAGAAGUACGGAACAAUGCUCUGGUGUGAGGUCUGGCGAGUUUGGGUCUUCUUCUUACAAGGUCUAGCACCGGUUCUUUCUAGCCGACUAGCAGCUUACGUCGAAAGAAGGCGAACAGGCAGAACAAAACGCCUCAAACCUAUUACCAAGCAAAGAAAAGACUCGAACACCGAUAUCGAAACCAAAGCCCAGCUUAUUCGUGAAUGCCGAGCUUUACUACAUGACAUCACUCCGAAAGAAGAACGAAAAGUCAAGCUAGCAUUCAGCCAAGCCUGGAAAAGAUGGAAGGCCGAUAACAUAUUCGAAGAGCACCAGCCCAAGCUCAACCCGAGUUUAGCCAAGCUAGUCAAUGUGUAUAUCGAAGAAAAGAGUGUUCUUUGGAUCAACGAAACCUUACAAGGAUGGAAGCAUAUUCUCAGUGGGAAAGCUACCGAUAAGAAACAAGUCAAGAAAGUCCAAGGUCGGAUGCUUCGACUAAUCAUGAAAAUACACCGGUCUCUUAACCUAGCCGACGCUCUACACUUCCUUCACUCGUCCGCACCGCCAAAACCACCCCAACUCAACCCUCUACAAGCCCAUCUCUUCUCUUUAGCUCUUCCAUCCAAUGCAAUACCCACCCGACUCUCACUGGACUCUUACUCCCCCAAUGACCUAGAACAUUUUGCCCUCAACGCCAUUGAAGAGCUUAGAUCUCAAUACACUAUCAGACAACAGCUCACGGCCAAAGACAAAGCAGAACUUAGUUACUUAGACCAAUGCAAAACCAACCUCACCGACCUUCUUCAGCACAUCCGAGCCACUCUAGAGAAGAAGAAGACCUUUUCGGCCUUCGAAAUUGAGUUUCUUGACAGUAACAUCAUUUAUUCCUCCACAAUCAAGGAAAAGAUUGUAGAUCGGUUUCUUGAGCUUAUGCUAUGGCACUUUGCCAAGAAGAACAACUUGUUUGGCAGCCAUCUUUUUCCGAUCGACAGUGAACCUCUUCCCGUUUCCUAUCUAUCUAUCGGUGACAAAAUCAAAACUCAUCUCACGCAUUGGGCAACAACCAACACAGAGCCCCUUCACUUUAUCGCCAUUGAUUACUCUCCACUCCUUGCUGAAAUUGAAUUUAGCUUUCUGUUGCCAUUUCUUGAACCAAUUCUGGCACCGGAACUCUUUCACUACAUUAGCCGCCGACUAGCAGCCACUGUCACCUACAAGGACAUGUCUUAUGUUCAAAAAAGCGGACUCUUCCCAGGUCUUGAGUUUCAUUCUUUCCUUCUGCAAUACUACCUCUUGUUUGUUGAUGCCCAGUUGAUUCAGACCUCACUGACUCAAUUCAACCAGACCAACAUCAUGUUACAUGCCAAUUCACGUCUUACCAGCCAGACCAGUCCCAUCAAAGGAUAUAUUAGGUGUGGCACCAUAGCCUAUGCAAUCUAUACUUCCUCCAACCAUCCUCUAGAUUCAUCACCAGCAACCCCCACCCAGAGCCCAAUACUAACCCAGUACCAGCAAACGCCUCGAGCCGCGCCCAUCAAUACUCUCCUCGAUCUUGUUUCUAGAUCGCAAGUACCAAUCCCUACUAUUCAUUCCGCCAUUCUAACACAAAUAUUAGCUCGAAUCACGCAAUCACUUUCACCUUCGUCACCCCAACCACAAACCCUAACACAACCACAAGCCCUAACACAAACCCCAACACAACUACCUACGCAACAACCAACUUCUUAUUUGCUAUCUCAAUUAACACCGCUAUCCCGUCAAACCCAGCCUUUCAUCCUAACUAACAUACCCCUCCACAACCAUCCAAUAUCCCUACCACUUGGACACCUCUCCAUUAUCCUCAACCCAGCCAAAGUCUCACUACAAACCCCACCCGAAGCCAUUACACCUUUCAAACUCGCUAUUGCCAAAAUUCGCCAAGAUGCACUCGGAUCAGCCUUUUCCACCAUAGUCCGGCGAUGGAACUCUCUUCUGCUCCGCACAGUCCUCUUUUAUCGAGAAGCACUCUCUGACCAGUUCAUAGCCGCCAUAAUAGUAGCCGAAAAGGCCGUUCGCGACAAAAUCAUGCAAGGUGUUAACUCCCGCCAAAAGAAAAGGUACCCCUCCUUCCUGUUCUAUGCCGAAAAGGAGGUUGGCGGUCUCAACUUAAUCUCAGCCAAAGCCCUUAUUCGCGCCUGUCCCUCCUGGGCAGACGAAAUCGCACAUUCAGAAGCUGCCUACACCAAAAUAGAAUCUUAUCUUGAAAGCCAAAAGCAAGACUCCGAUCAGCCCAGCAUUCACAAUGCCAUCAAACACCUUGCCGCCCAAGGCAUUCCAAUCCACAGCACCGGAAUCCCUCGCCUUUCCCUCUUUCUCAAAAGAACUCCUGAACUUGCUCUUGAGCAAGGCUGGCGCCCGCGACUUUACAUUCGCUAUGGAGUAAAGCGAUGGACAUCUGAAAACCACGACGGAAGAUGGGUGUUCUGGGAUGCCUAUAAACAACAACUUACCCUACCUAAAGCCCAAAAUCUCCAGCGCCAUUCACUAUUUGCUGCCGCAAUCCAAAGAUGGACCUCCCAAACCCCAACUGAACCAGCAGCCCUACCCACCAAAACAGAUCUCUCCCAGGGCACACCUCUUAUUGGUAUAAUGCACUCCAUAGAGCACAAAACACAUAGCCGAGCCCAACUAGGUGAACUCGCACGACUACCCAACCGAAUGUUUGUUUUCUGGUGGAGUCCAGUAAUCAAUCGCAGCCACGUCAAUAUUGGUCAGCCCGUCCAUGUGGAAAAUACUGGCAUCUAUAUCUCAGGCAAGCUCUCCUCUCUCCGAGUUAGCUACACAAAACUAUUCAGCGAUAAUCUCUGGCCGCGCAUGCAUGCCGAAGCCAUUAGCUUAGUGUUUGCUGCCUUAGAUAGAAAUGCCCUUGCGCUUAACAUAUCCUAUCUUCAUACAAAUGAUUCAGGCAACUAUUCUCCUGAACACUACGCCCUAGCCAGUCUCUCCCAAUCAAUCAGCGACCCACCCCGAUACUUAGCCGCCACAUCCCCUUCGCUUUUAGUACGGCUGAACACCGAAGCCGCUGCGCUACCAGCCUGGGUUAUUGUUCGACUGCGUUGGGGCAACAUUGACUCUCCAGCACUCGAAGAAGAGGCCGAGUCCUGGGCCAGCGAAAUGAUCACCAUAGCCGACAACUUUGCUCCUAUCCAUAGCAAGAUAGGCGUGGUAGUUCUUCUCGAUAUUUCUCAAGCAGAAUGCUGUGUUCUUCCCACCCAUCCAACCAUUGCACCGGCAGCAACCAUAAUCAAACACUCAUUACUUUCCUCUCUACCUUUUGCCAAUACUUUCCGUGUCUUCCAACGACGCAUUCGCUCCCUCGCUGGCUUCAAUCCCUCUCUAUUCGAAACCCAAACAACUGCCACCGAGCCCAGCCAUCUUUUUAAAGAGCCCAAUUCUAUCUAUAUGGUUUUAAGCCCCCAAGCCAUUCAUUCCCUUAAUCUAACCACCGGUGCUUAUUUAUCUAUUCCCAUCACUAAAGGCGAGAAGAUAGUCCGAAUCUUUGACCAUCUCUUCAGGGCGCUUCCUUGUAUUUCAGCCAGCCAGCAUAUCUUUGCUGAAGAUAAACUUUACUCCCUUCUUGUCAACUCAGGCCGAGUUCUUACAGUAUCCCGUUCACUUCUUAGCUUUCCUCUAACCCAGCCACUUCCUUACAGCCAACUCUAUACACACUGGCCCGGCCUGUCGCCCUAUACUGCUUUCUGCCGCCUAGCCCUUAUUCUCAGGCAUUCUUUAGAAGUUAACCCAGCCUCUCUCGUUUAUCUCACCCAAACCCAGUCGGAUCGCCACUGGAUUGCCAUUGAAAACCAGCUAAUCACCGAUCUAUUCCUAGCCGCCACCAAAAGAAUGCAUAUACUCGGUGAAGCUCUUCUUGAAGAAGAGACCGCCCAGGAUACACUCAAAGCCCUAGUAUUCGCGCAAGACCGAACCCAAUUCCGGCUAGUCUCCCCAACUGUUCAAAAGCACGCCUGGACCUCUAUCAUCAAUUGGCGUGACCGCUACGCACUUGGAGUACCUUUCUUCCCACCUACCUCCACUUCUUCCACUUCCACUUCCACAUCUACAUCUACUCCGCCCACUUCCACUUCCACACCUACAUCUACUCCACCCACCGCAACUAUACCACUCGACUUCUUCUCGACCUUACUGGCGGCCGCCGACCCUUUAGUACCCAUUCUAGCUCUAAUAACCCAGUCAACUCCGACCGUUCUAUCCAAUCAUUAUGAUCUACUAAUUGUUCCUUCUCAAAGCUUUGCUUCUAAGCACUUUACUCUAACCACCAGCGAUAUAAGCCACUACUCCAUUAAAGCUAUCCUCCAAACCACUACUCCUUUCUCCAACGACCUUACUUUUACUUAUAGUGGUGUUUCUCUUCCUUCAUCUAUUCUCCUUAUCCAAUUCAACCUUACCACCGGCGAACAUACCACAACCAUCUGCACGGUCAAGAACACCCAUCAUUCCAUCUUUGAACUCAUUCCCCAAACACCUACCACAAUCCAAGUCCAGCCAUCCCCAGCCAAUUACCUAACCACACACCCCUGGAACCAAAACCUCCAUUCAUUCACCACUCCACCUAUUCUCCUCCCACAAAAGCCCCAACCCUUCUAUGCCGAAGAAUUCCGCCCCCACCACUUUCACUCCUAA
Nematocida homosporus is the source of this 5727-nucleotide messenger RNA. Its product is annotated as pre-mRNA-processing factor 8. The record is from RefSeq and is a predicted model, not a curated record. Bases 1 to 5727 code for a protein of 1908 amino acids. Gene Ontology annotation, molecular function: U6 snRNA binding; pre-mRNA intronic binding; U5 snRNA binding. The transcript has a single exon. Gene Ontology annotation, cellular component: U5 snRNP; catalytic step 2 spliceosome. Gene Ontology annotation, biological process: mRNA splicing, via spliceosome; spliceosomal tri-snRNP complex assembly. Lineage: Eukaryota; Fungi; Microsporidia.